Molecule: messenger RNA, 3502 nt
Organism: Girardinichthys multiradiatus
Lineage: Eukaryota; Metazoa; Chordata; Actinopteri; Cyprinodontiformes; Goodeidae
Gene: rhov
Product: ras homolog family member V
Exons: 3
Coding region: 520-1230 (236 amino acids)
Biological process (GO): small GTPase-mediated signal transduction
Molecular function (GO): GTPase activity; GTP binding
Source: RefSeq, a predicted model, not a curated record
CCCCUGCUGAAGACUAUAUAAAAUCAUAACUUUAACCCUGAUUUUUUUAAUAUAAUAAUAAUCAUCUUUAUUGGUCAUUGCACAUGUACAUUACAACGAAAUUGGUCGUCUGCAUUUAACCCAUGCGCCCGGGGAGCAUUCUGGGGCCCGGAGUGGUAAUCUGUGGGAUACGAACCUGACCCCUUGUGUCUCUCUCAGGAACACAAAACCUCCUGUUCUAACCACUAGGCCACCACUCCCAGAGCUCAGUUCAAUCUGUCGUGUCUGAACGCUGCUUUAUCUUCGGGAGUGUCUAUGCAAAUCACAACCGUCUGAGCAGAAGGUCGCAUUAAAAAGGCGCCUCCCACACGUUGCUGCACACCGUGCAGAAGGAACUGCGUCCCCUCAGUUACAGCAGUAAUGCGCGGCGCGGUCACGCAAACUUCUACUCCCUGCAGCGAUACUCUGAAGUCAAAAUAGCGAGCAGGCAGAGGUGGGAGGGCUAGAGUUGGCGUCCCGAACUUUAAUGCUCACCUCGACAUGCCACCCCACAUGGAUUACUUUUACCACGAGUCCCGAGUCCCUUCAGCUUGCGGGCUUACCCGGGAGGAUGAGCUGGACCCCGAUGUGAUCAGCUGCAUGCUGGUCGGAGACGGAGCGGUCGGGAAGACCAGCAUGAUCAUCAGCUACAUCUCCAACGGAUACCCUGCGGAGUACCAACAGACAGGCUUUGAUGUUUUCUCUGGUCAGGUCAAGGUGGAAGGAUCUCCGGUAAAGAUUCAACUUCUGGACACAGCUGGACAGGAAGAGUUUGACGAAUUCCGAGCUGUGUCCUAUGCUCACGCCGAUGUCUUCCUCCUGUGCUUCAGCAUGGUCAACCCCGACUCGUUCCACAACAUCACCAAGAAGUGGGUGCCGGACAUCCGGGCCCACAACUCGUCCUCGCCCAUCAUCCUCGUUGGGACUCAGCUAGACCAGCUGCUGGAUGUGAACGUCCUAAUCAAUCUGGACAAAUUCAACGUCAAGCCGGUGCUGAGCUCUCGGGCCCGGAGCAUGGCGGACAAGAUCCGGGCUAGGGACUACAUAGAGUGCUCAUCGUUGACGCAGAAGAACUUGAAGGAAGCGUUUGAUGCGGCCAUUUUUGCAGCGAUUAAGAGCAAAACCCGCAAGGGGAAGAAAAGGAGGUUUUCCGACAGGCGCACUAAGGCCUUCUCAAGGUGCAGCUGGAAGAAGUUCUUCUGCUUUAUCUGAACUGUAUUUAAUUCAGUUCUUUGAAUACUUUUAAUUUAUUUAAAUAGUGUACGUCACAUUCUUUCACACAUGAGAUCUGUGGCAUCAUUAAUCAUUGGUAAAGUUGACUUAUUUUGUCUUUGAUGCCAAAUAUGGAGACAUGAACAGUACUAGAAACAAACACGAAGAGGAUACAGGGACAUUCCCAGCCUGUGAUUGGUGUCACUUUGUACCAGACUGCUGCAUAUUGAUAUUUGUUCCAAGUCAACAGGAGAAGAAAACUUUGCACAUGCUGUUUUUUGUGUAUCCACCACCUGUGUGGUAAGUGAGAGAAAAGUACUUUGAUUUGGGGCUUUGUGGGACAGAGCUGCAGAGAGAAAGGCUAGGCCAGUAUGUAAAAAAAAAAAAAAGCAAAACAGUGAAUUUGCAUGCUGUGCUUUGCCACUGGUUUCAAACCGAAAGUGUCGGGACUGUAUGUCCUGGCAGAGGGGUGUUGUUUUCUCACUUUUCUUGCAGCAGCGACUUAUUUAUAUGCGGCCGCUGCAAUUAGGUGCUGCAUUCAUACCUUAUUUUGAAAGCUUCCCCGACUGGUUUGGUCAGGCUAUUUCUAUUCUUUUAGGAAACCACGUGACAAACAUUUUCAUUUUAGUUCAAUUUUUAUGAACCCCAACAGGAGCCUUUGUUUUUUUUAAAUGAAAAGAAAAAGUAAUUUAUCUGCCUUUGUCUUUUGGCUGAGACUGGUUCUUGUCUGAGUUGUAAAGUUUCAGUAGAGCAGAAACUGUUGGCUUUCUGUCUCUUUAAUCUGCAUCUGUAAAAGCAAAGCACUGCAGGGAAUCUCUUCUUCCCUUCAGACCCCAUCACCAAAAUCAUCUCUCAUUGUUUAUUAGCUCAAUACACUCCUGAUCCCUGAAGCCCAGUGAGUCCAGGCAGAGAAGACGCUCAGAAGCCUCUAUUCCAAUGUGACUUUGAGAAUAUGCCUUUAAAAAAGCCUUUUGGAAAAUUUUGCACUUCAGUGUUAUAAUAUGUGGUACAUAUGAAAGUGUAUAUAAGUAUGAGCUUUACUAUGCUUCUUGUGGAAGUGAGCUUUAUGUUUCUGUUUAUUUUAAACAAGUGUGGGGCCGCAAUUAUUGGCAACCCAGGUAAAAAUGUGUAAAAGGCCUUAAAAUGAAUUUGUCUUGUGUUGUAGUUGCAUAAUAUAUAGCUCUCUUUUGUGAGGUUUUCCACCUCCCUUACAUCCUCUUUAACAUGCACAGUUGCAAGAUAAAUGUGAGUCCAGGCCUAGCCUUGUUUGUCACGGUUCCAGUUGUUUGAAACUUUGAAAUUAUUGCCCUGACUGUGGAUAUGAGUAGGUAUAGACAUGUAGCUAUUUUUCUGUGGCCAUUUCCUGAUUUAUGAAGAUCAAUAUACAUUUUACCUAGCUUUAAAUGUAUGUUCUCUUUUCUUUCCCAUUUUUAAAGGAGGGCUAAGAGAAAUCGGCCUCUGACAUUUUUAUAACCUAGAGAAACAAGAAGUCAUGGAUAACAUUAAAAGUCAACUGAUACUCUGAUUAGCUUUAAAAAAAACGUAAAUAUAAUUUAUUGGAUGUGAGGGGUACCAUGAAAUGAGCCACUGGUGUUUGUACUGUUUUACUGUUUGUAAAAACAGAUUAACUAUAAUUUUUCCCUUCUAAAAAAAUAUUUCUGUAUUUAUUAGUUUUGUUUUAUUUUAUUUUUUUGGUUGUUCCUUCUUGACUUCUAGUUUCCUUACUUGUUUUCCUCCAUGUUGUUGUUGUUGUUAAACUCAUGGCCUGCCUAGUUUAUUGCCUUAGCUAGACAGUCUAUUGUGCCUUUUGAAUACAGUAUUAAUUAAUUCACUCAAGUCAUUCAUUCAACGGGGGAAUAAUGCAUUUACACAUUUUGUAAAGCAAAUGUGCCCCGACACUGCAGGACAACCAGACCCACCAAACUGUUUUUUUGGUGUUUGUUUUCAGAACUUCCAGGACAUAAAACACAAUAGAUAAAUGACCUCAAAUUAAUAAGUUGAAUUUUUUCUAAUUAUUUUCCAGUGUGAGAAUACGCAACUGCAAUAAAAUAUUUUUUUUUUUUUUUCCAGGGUUUUUUACACAGCUUUCCCAGGGGGGCUAUAAUUUUGUUGGGCACUUAGUAUAAAAAAUAUCAUAAGUGGGUUUUAAAAGCAAAAACUGUUAAUUGUUACCUUUUUUACAUCAUUGUCAUCUUGAAAACACUCUAUUCCUUUCUUUUACAUGGCAGAGUGAUGUGAUGGAAACAAUAAACAAAUAGCUUUUUACAGUAAA